Molecule: messenger RNA, 750 nt
Organism: Talaromyces atroroseus
Lineage: Eukaryota; Fungi; Ascomycota; Eurotiomycetes; Eurotiales; Trichocomaceae
Product: 60S ribosomal protein L7
Exons: 4
Coding region: 1-750 (249 amino acids)
Biological process (GO): maturation of LSU-rRNA from tricistronic rRNA transcript (SSU-rRNA, 5.8S rRNA, LSU-rRNA)
Cellular component (GO): cytosolic large ribosomal subunit
Molecular function (GO): RNA binding; structural constituent of ribosome
Source: RefSeq, a predicted model, not a curated record
AUGGCUGCCACAACUGUCCCUACCCAGGACCAGGUCCUUGUGCCUGAGACCCUCCUUAAGAAGCGCAAGAGCCAGGAAGCUGCUCGCGCUGCCACCCGUGCUGAGGCCGAAAAGAAGAAGCAGGCCAACAAGGAGAAGCGUGGCGUCAUCUUCAAGCGUGCCGAGUCUUACGUCAAGGAAUACCGUGAUGCUGAGCGCGAGAAGAUCCGUCUUGCUCGUGAGAGCCGCAACCAGGGUACCUUUUACGUUGAGGACGAGCCCAAGUUGGUCUUCGUUAUCCGUAUCAAGGGUAUCAACAAGAUUGCCCCCAAGCCCCGCAAGAUUCUUCAAUUGUUGCGUCUUCUCCAGAUUAACAACGGUGUCUUUAUCCGCUUGAACAAGGCUACCGCUGAGAUGCUCACCAUCAUCGACCCUUACAUUGCCUACGGUUACCCCAACCUCAAGACCGUCCGUGAGCUCGUCUACAAGCGUGGUUACGGCAAGGUCAACGGCCAGCGUAUCCCUCUUUCUGACAACCAGAUCAUUGAGGAGAACCUCGGCAAGUACGGCAUUGUCUGUGUUGAGGAUUUGAUCCACGAGAUCUACACCGUUGGCCCCAACUUCAAGCAGGCCUCCAACUUCCUCUGGCCCUUCAAGCUUUCCAACCCUACUGGUGGCUUCCACAGCCGCAAGUUCAACCACUUCAUCGAGGGUGGUGACACUGGUAACCGCGAGGACAACAUCAACAGCCUCGUCCGCCAGAUGAACUAA